CUCUUCAUAUUGAGAAUAGACAAGGAUAAGCAAGGAUGAGUAGACUACAACUCCAGCAACAAGUGGGAGGUGAAAAGUGAUCCAGUCCAUGUAUCGUUAGCAAGUGACGUCGACAUGAAGCGCAUAUAUUUMUAUUGCCUGCGUUAAUAUAGGCUGCUUUCAGAUUUUGAUUUUACGCACAUUCAGUAUAGUCUGCAUCUUCAUCAGUUUGUUCAUCUACACCUGACCAAACUUCUGACAACUUUUUUACGUUGCAACACUGUUCAACGCGACUCCGGACCCGCGACGAGAAUUGAUCAUGUGCGCCGACUGCCUGAAUCCAUGCAAGGACAGAGAAAGUUGCAGAAAGGUUUUGAACUCAGGCGAGAUGGACAGUGAGCCGCGUAUGAUGAAAGAAGAAGAAUCCGACUUUGACCACAGAGAUGUUGGUAUCUGUCAGAAAGGAUGCGGGCUUCUCUUGUCCCAUACAGACAUUGUCCAGGGAGACCAUUGCUGCUUGGAUGCGCUUCGUAUGCUGAAUGAUGGGCUCCAGGAGAGAAGCGCUACCAUGGAGCACGAAGGCCGAAUGCAGAGGCUCAGGUGGGGUAGGAGAGAGCAAUCCCUCCUCGCCCAGGUGUCAUCCAUCCAGAGCGAAGCACAGCUGACUGCUUUGAAGUACAAGCGAAAGUUACACCAAUACAUGUUGAAUAUCAACAACAUAACCGAACAGGUUAUUGGACGUUACAAGCAGCCUAUACAGAGUAACUCGGGAGCCCCUGGACUCUGUGUGUCCCAGGUGUCUGAUCAGGGUCUAGCUGAUGCAGUGUUCGGGCUCCAGGACCUGGAGGAGCAUGGCGGGGUACCAGAGGAAGUWGGCUAG
This is a messenger RNA of Salvelinus sp. IW2-2015, 859 nucleotides long. NCBI's taxonomy places the organism in Eukaryota, Metazoa, Chordata, Actinopteri, Salmoniformes, Salmonidae. The record is from RefSeq and is a predicted model, not a curated record.